AUGCGCUUUUCUUCCCUCGGCCUCGCCCUCUCGGGCAUGGCUGCUGCCGUCUCAGCCCUCGACACCAUUGAGGUUGUCGGCAACAAGUUCUUCAAAAAGGAUGGUUCCCAAUUCUUCCUCAAAGGUGUUGCCUACCAACUUCGUCCCAGUGACCCUCUCAUCGACACCGAACAGUGCCAGCGGGAUGCCAAGCUCAUGAAAGAGCUUGGCGUCAACAGCAUCCGUGUCUAUCACGUCGACGCCUCUGCCAACCACGAUGGUUGCAUGAAGGCUUUUGAUGAAGCCGGGAUCUAUCUUCUUGUCGACCUUGACACGUUCGGCACAUACGUCGUUUCCACCGAUCUGCAUUGGAACCAGACACAGUACGACUCUUAUGCAGCCGUCAUGGAUACUUUCCACAACUACGACAACGUCCUUGGAUUUUUUGUCGGCAACGAGAACAUCGCCAAGAAGGAGGACUCGGUCGCUGCUCCAUAUAUCAAGGCCGCCGCCCGCGACAUGAAGGCUUAUCGCGACAAAAAGAACUACCGAAAAAUCCCCAUUGGCUACUCCGCCGCCGACAUUAUUGAGCUCCGCCCCAUGCUCCAAAACUACCUGACUUGCGGUGGCGACUCUGCCGACACGGUCGACUUCUUUGCCCUCAACUCGUACUCGUGGUGUGAUCCGGCCGAUUACAAGACGUCGAGCUAUAACCAGCUCCAGACCUAUGCCAAGGACUUCCCCAUCCCCAUCUUCUUCUCCGAGACUGGCUGCAACACGCCCGGCCCCCGCCUCUUUGCCGACCAGGAUGCCAUCUUUGGCAAGGACAUGAUCAACGACUGGAGCGGCUCCAUCAUCUACGAGUGGAUCGAGGAAGAGAACCACUACGGACUCAUCAGCUACGGCGCGUCCGGUGGUGAUGCGUCCAACACUGACGUCGAAGGCGGCUUUACCCGCAAAGGCACUCCCACUCCCGUCAGCCCUGAUUUUAACAAUCUCAAGAGCAAAUGGGCUACCAUCACGCCCACCGGCGUUCGCAAGUCUGACGUUGACCCCAAAACCCUGACCACUCCCGCCUGCCCUACUGCCACGAGUGGAGGUUGGUGGGCCAUUGAAGGAAACGUUCGCGUUCCUUCACUCGGAGAGACCCUGGCCGGGACUUAUACCUCUGUGCCAAGCGCUACUGUCGAUAGCCAGCCUCAGAGUACCGUCAAGGGAACGGACGGCAAGGAUGAUAGCAAGAGCGACGAUAAGGGCAAGAACGCCGCUUCCAAGGACGUGCAAAUCACAGUUCUUGGGUCUAGCAUUGCGGCUGUCAUUUUGUUCGCCGCUGUGGCAUUGUAA
This is a messenger RNA of Cordyceps militaris CM01, 1323 nucleotides long. Its product is annotated as 1,3-beta-glucanosyltransferase, putative. The coding region runs from base 1 to 1323 and encodes 440 amino acids. Gene Ontology annotation, biological process: fungal-type cell wall (1->3)-beta-D-glucan biosynthetic process. The transcript has 3 exons. The record is from RefSeq and is a predicted model, not a curated record. Gene Ontology annotation, molecular function: 1,3-beta-glucanosyltransferase activity. NCBI's taxonomy places the organism in Eukaryota, Fungi, Ascomycota, Sordariomycetes, Hypocreales, Cordycipitaceae. Gene Ontology annotation, cellular component: fungal-type cell wall; cytoplasm.